GAAGGUGGGGACUUCCGCCGCCCACUCCGGAACCCUCUGUUCUAGCGCGGGUUUCCGCGGAGACAAAUAAAGCCAUCAGCGCGGAAGUAGCGUGGGCCGGGUCAGGCGCAGUCAUGUCGGCCGCGUUGCUGCGAAGGGGUCUCGAGCUGCUGGCGGAAUCCGAGGCCUCCCGGGCCGCGCCAAGCCAGGCCAAGCCGAGCGGAGCUCAGCUGAAGCGGGCUCGGAAGGCGAAGGCGAGCCAGGCCCAGAAACUGCGAAACUCAGCCAAGGGAAAGGUGCCCAAAUCGGCGCUGGCUGAGUACCAGAAGCGAGAGUGUCAAAACCAUCUCAGAACAAACCUGAAGUUUAUGACCAGCAAGAGAAGCACGGUAGAGGAGUCUGUGACCCAACAGAUUCUGCGCCAAAACCGGGGCCGCAAGGCCUGUGACCGGCCUGUGGCCAAGACUAAGAAGAAGAAGGUAGCCGAGGGUACUGUGUUCACUGAGGAAGACUUCCAGAAGUUCCAACAAGAAUACUUUGGCAGCUAGGCUUCCUGGAGGGACCCAUGGGAGAGGCACUUGGGCCCAUCUUCCUAGGACUUCCCUGCCUCUGCUGGCCUUGGGACUCAGCCAAGCCAGGCAUAGCCAGCAGAUGAUGCACGACCAGCCUGGUUCAAGGAAGCCCCAUAGCCGGAAGCACUGGAAGAUAGGAAUGGAGCUAAUGAGCUAGAAGCCUUGGAGCAGAUUUAUACUCAAACUGGAGCUGACCUUUGCAGGCUUGGUUGUUGAAAGAGUCAUGAGGGGCCAUUUGCACCUGCCAGAAAAGAACACUUCUUUUUGCUUUGCCCAGGUAAGGCCUCUGGGCUGUUUGUUGGUAAUGGGCCCUUAGGGAUUGCGCUCCAGGAACAUGAAGGUGGCUGCUCGAUGGGCUUCUGGGCCCUAAUAAACAUGACCUGAGCUAUGUGCUUCUGAUCUUUUAUGGGGUGUCUUCCAUCUCCUCUGGAACUCCCCCCUGCAUGGAUCUAGGAGCUCCAUG
Urocitellus parryii (Arctic ground squirrel) is the source of this 1014-nucleotide messenger RNA. RefSeq names its product ribosomal protein S19 binding protein 1 (gene Rps19bp1). Gene Ontology annotation, cellular component: nucleolus. The record is from RefSeq and is a predicted model, not a curated record. NCBI's taxonomy places the organism in Eukaryota, Metazoa, Chordata, Mammalia, Rodentia, Sciuridae. Gene Ontology annotation, molecular function: enzyme binding.